Ectocarpus siliculosus is the source of this 2541-nucleotide messenger RNA. NCBI's taxonomy places the organism in Eukaryota, Phaeophyceae, Ectocarpales, Ectocarpaceae. The record is from the annotation of a GenBank genome assembly.
AUGGGACGGAUUGACGGAUGUCUGCAGAGGAGCCGGCAUCGUGUACCUGCUCUCCGCGCUAGAUCUUCCCGACUCUCCGAGCAAGGCCAGGCUGAGGGAGUUCAGAGCAGCGAGACCCAGAACCUCGGCGAAGGAGUGCUGUACACGUGUGCCCUGAGGCCAGGACUCGUCUACGGAGCGGGGAAAGACGAGCCGCUGCUGCGGGCGCUGUCAUGGAUGGGGUGGGGGCUAAACCGCGUGACCCUUCGCGGGCUCCCGGAAGCCAAGUCGGAUAUGAUUUUCUUCCAGAACCUGAUCGACGCGACCGUGCUGGCCGGCACCCAGCUUGCGGAGGGAGCGGCGGGUGCCCAGGCCGGCGGGGCGGGGUGGAGCACGCGGAAGGGCCCGGCGUGUUCUGGCCAAUCGUACUGCGUCACCGACGGGCAGCGCGGGGGCGGAGACGGAGAUGGUGGAGGUGUACAGCCGGGCGGCCUGCAGGCGUUCAUGGACGGCGUUCUCGAGGGCCUAGACUUCACGACAUCGAAGGUGCUGCGUUUGCCGGUGUUUUUUGCCCUCGCGAUCGCUUGGGCGAUGGAGCUAGUGUGCAAGAUGAAGCUGACGGAAGCUCCCCCUUCGAUAACGCGUAGCGAAGUCCGGAAGCUGGUCGAGAAUCGUUGCUCAGACAUCGAACGAGCCCGGAAGGAUCUGGGGUAUGAGCCUAGGGUGGACCGCAACACCGCCCUGAGGACGAUCGUGGAGGACCUCAAGAGAGACGGCUGGGGGCGGCACACCCUCCUCGUGCCGGGCCUCGGCUACUGGAUCUGCAUCCCCCUCGGCAUUUGGCUCAAUGCGGUGGCUGCCUUCAAGGCACUGUGCCCCGCCUUCUUGGCACCGGUUCAGCGAUUCUCGCUGUACAUUCAUCUCGCGGUUUUCCGAAAGCUGUGGAUCGUCCGCCUAGUCUGCGUUCUUGCCAUCCUGGCGCACGUCCUGGAAGGAUGGUACGCCUUCGUCCGCGCCAAGAGGGCGGGCCACGGGGACACGGCUCCCCGGUGGCUGAUCCAGACUUUGAUCCUCGGGUACCCGUCGACCCGCUUGGUAAUGCGGCUCUUGUCGUGAGAACGAGAACGACCUCUUCCGCCUACGACGGCGCUAGAAGGCGCAGUUCAGCAGUUCAGCAACGCGGGUGGAGUGGCGGCUGUGUGUCGACGAAGCGGGGUCUCGUGACUGCUCUUGUGGCGGGAUUUGUGCGUCUGUGUGUGUGUGUGUUUUCCCGACCGUUGAUUGUCUUCAUGCCUGUCUGCUGCGAGGGGGGGAAGGGGGUGUGCCGCCUACGCCGCCGGCGCCGCUUCACGAUGGCGCAUUUUUUUUUUUUUUUUUUUUUGGGGGGGGGUAUGGUGUGGUGUUGCGGGAUGCGGCGGUCCUUCGGGACGGUCUUACCAUGGAGAACGGCCACGUGUUCCGUUGAUAUGUGCGCCUUUUCUGCGAAGCAGAGAACACCUACGAUUGCAGGGAUUUUGUGGGUGUGGUGUGUAGCCGAGUAUGACGUUGGUGCGGUAGACAUUUUGUUGGUUGUUUUUAUUCGUGUUGACCGCCUGGGCCCUGAUGGUGGCGGCUCGGGGUGGUGUAUUGUUUCCGUCGGUGGGUGUUGGCGAAAAGAGCGACAGCAGUGUGCUCGACUGAGUCAUUCGUUGCUGUCUCCAGAUAGAUUCACUAGAGUACUUGUCCUCUACCUGUGUUCAGGAGAAGUCUACACUGCUGUCGUUUUUCGUCGGGGUUGCUGCACGGCUGCAUGCAUUUGUUUGGAACGUGUGUCUUGCAGGUGUUCAUGUUUUCUUUUCUUGUUUACUUACAAGAGGCCUUCCCGGCAACUACUUGUAGUUUUAUCGCUGCUCGCAGUCGUGUUAAUGUGAACGCAGGGAAUCGAGAAGCCUGCAGUCUGGUCGAAGAUAUUGUCGCUGGCGUGACGUGUUUUUUUCAUUUUUUUGCGGGUCCGAGGUUUGACCACACCGGUGACAACGUCUUUGUUGAGAAAGCUACGUCUAUGCUUGCAGGUGUGUCGAGAUGGUGAUCUUACGGGCCGUACGUCCGACAGUGUGCUUGAGCUGUUGCCGUUGAUUCAACACCGACUCCUUGCCCCUACACGUGAUGACCGUUUCGUCAAGUGUCAUGCCUGACUCGGGGAGGGUACUACAAGUUUAGGAUAAGUUUAGGAGACGAUUUGCGCUUGACGAGGCGGCGGGUGCCUUGAACCAGAUGGACCCGGAGCGAUGCUAACGGUUCGGGAAACUUUGCGGCAAGGCGUUAUUGUUUGUGUACGGCUGCCUCUUGCGCAGUGCGUGGCGCUCGCAAGGCCCCGGCAGACACUGUUGUAUUGUGUUUUUUCCGCGAUGCUUCCAACCAGGGGGAGCGUUCGUUGACGUUGUCGCUGGCACAAGACUUUUUAUCGGACUUGUUGUUCUGGGCCAAGCGUUGAGCUGUGUUGUGGCGUUGAAGAGCAUACAUCCCUUCCCCGUUUAUCGAAUAUUCUUUCGUAUCAACUCGUGUUUAAUGGCACGGCUAUAU